UCAGCCCCCCGCAAAUCCUCACCCGGGGCCCCAAGUAUCCCAGCCCCAUGACCGCCAAGCCUUCCGCCCUGAGUGCCCCUCGCCCCCGAGGUGACCGACAUCCUCAUCCCUUAACGUCCAGUGCCUCCCAAACCUCCCAUCCCACCCUGUCCCGAUGUGGCAACUGCGGCUUCCCGGGGGCACCUACCUCAGAUUACCUGGGGACAAGCCAGACCGGUCCCGGGAAUUGCCGAGAAGGGGGCCUGGGGUUGGGGAGGCCUUGAUCCAUCGUGCCGCUCCCCAGGAGACGUUCGGAGCCCAGGACAUGUCGGGAUUGAGGAGAUACGAGGUGGCGCUGGAGGCGGAGGAGGAGAUCUACUGGGGCUGCUUCUACUUUUUUCCCUGGCUGCGCAUGUGGCGGAGGGAGCGGAGCUCUGCGCACCCCCGGGAGCAGAAGCUGGAGCCUCUGCGGGGCCUGAUGAGUUGUCUGUCAAACGGCCUGGGCCCUGCUCCCCAGCGCUCCGGUCGCGGCCUCCCCCGCCGCACCCCCGCCGCCACUGCCCAGCCAGCCGGUGCAUUAAAGAUUUAACCCAAAGCCCGCCGUGCUGCCCUCCUGACUCUGCCGCCGCUGCCGCCUUUCGGGCCAGGAGCCCUUCUCCACGUCGGCCGUUUCCUUAAUGACAGGGCGUCCUCCCCCACCCCCGCCAUGGGAUGCCCUUCCAUGUCAAGGCCCCCGUUAUUCCUAAAGAUCCCUCAUCAACGUCAGGCUUCCUGUUACUAUAGUGACUGCCCCCCACACAUGGCGGCAACUAAAUAGUCCUGGCCUGGUCUUCCAACCUUAUCCCCACAUCGAUGUCUUCUGACAACCCCAGCUCUCUGCUACACCUUCUUCCUAACCAGGACUUUGCCAGUUGUCUGAAGAAUCUUCUUUUCCUGGGAGUGGAUCUAAAAUAUUUUAAGCCCAGCGUUGUAGGAAUAGGCUGUGAGAGGAGAGGAAGAUUCCUAGAAGCUGCCUCCCUCAGCCUGCCGUCAGGGAGUGACUGGGACUGUUGGAGGUCUUUCCUAUAGUUCAUACCCUAAUUUGCAGCUCCUCCAGUCUGAUCCCAAGUUUAAAGACACUUGGCGUCAGCCCACCUAGCAGUUCUUGCUAUCUCCCUAGGAGAACCCAAGAGCCACUGCCCGCUGCCACCCCUUUCUGUCUUGUCACUGUGGGCCUGCUUUCACUUAGGGAGUGGCCCUAGCACAAGAAAGGGCACCAGAGGAUUAAGUUAAAGAGACAGCCCACUUUGUGGGUGGGGGCAAAACUAAUUUUCAGCCUGGAGCUGCUCCUGCCACAGGAGGUUGUGGCUGGGGAGACUUGGCCCUUUCUUUGGAAAAGCUAAAGGGGAGAGAUGUGUGCAUACCAGGGAGAAUUCAUUUCUUGCCUUCUCAGGUCUCCGGACUGACUGGUCCAGGAAAGACCAUAAAGUAUGUGGCAGACAGCCAGCUUAUGGAGAAGAUCUGAGACAAGACAAUGGCACCUCAAUGGCUGCACCCAAGCUCUGGGGCACAAGUCCAGACUGGAGGGUAGGAGAAAGACCCUAAGGCCUCAGUACUAGAAAUUCAAGAUGAGUAACCUCUGGAUUAUGGCCAUCUUCAGGAACAGAUCUGGGCUCUUCAGCCAUUUCCUUACAACGUCCACAUCAAGAACCCCAUCAAAAGUGGAGUACCCUGUCCAGCCCCAGGCGUACACCUCACCAAGACACUCAGAAUUCCUGAGUAUCCACAAGACAAACUCCAGGGAAGAGCCUUCAAGCCUCAUCUUGGACAGGAGGGAGAAACUUGAGUUGUUCGGCCUGGGAUGGGGACUAGUUCCUACUCUUGGAGCUGAUGGUCUCUCCUGAUUGCUGCAGCAGCCCUGCAGCAGAAAGACAUGCUCAGGGAAGGUGUGAGUCCCUAUCCCAAAAGAAGGCCUGCCCCAUAGAGGAUAGCUGGCCAUGGAGCAGAAGGCACCCCUGCAACAACCAGAUAAGAGCUGGAUUCCUGGGUUAUGACUCAGUUUAUAUUUCAAAUACCGAGCAGGAUUUGAGGGUUGAAAUCCCCAGACCAAGACUGGGAAAUUCUUCAAGGUGCCAGGGGCACUGAACUUAGCAGCCUGCCCCCACCCUUGGCAGUUCCCAGCUUCCAAGAAACGACAGGAGGCGGAGGAGGAGUUUUGCAUUGGGGGGUG
Diceros bicornis minor is the source of this 2188-nucleotide messenger RNA. RefSeq lists its product as uncharacterized. Lineage: Eukaryota; Metazoa; Chordata; Mammalia; Perissodactyla; Rhinocerotidae. The transcript is spliced from 3 exons. Bases 155 to 568 code for a protein of 137 amino acids. The record is from RefSeq and is a predicted model, not a curated record.